UUCUUCUUUUCUGCUUCUUCCCUCUACUUCUUGGAGUACUUGAAUCUGCCGCCCGUCUCAUAUAGCUCCAUAACCGCUCCUACCCUCCCCACACCCCUUUGCAUUACAAGUUUGGUUCCUCCAACCACGCUGCCUCCUCUACCGUCUCGACCUUUCCUCCCUUGGUUUCUAUUCCGGCCGGCCUCCAUCAUUACUGGGUAUGUGCUCAGAGUCUCGCGUGCGCGACCUGGACGGGACAACUGUACCUGGAGAGCCUGCACUAAUCAACAACGGCAAGACACAUCAGGUGGACAGCCUUCCACGCAAUGA
This is a messenger RNA of Colletotrichum costaricense, 309 nucleotides long. RefSeq lists its product as uncharacterized. Lineage: Eukaryota; Fungi; Ascomycota; Sordariomycetes; Glomerellales; Glomerellaceae. The annotation marks the transcript as partial. The transcript has a single exon. The record is from RefSeq and is a predicted model, not a curated record.